Molecule: messenger RNA, 684 nt
Organism: Colletotrichum aenigma
Lineage: Eukaryota; Fungi; Ascomycota; Sordariomycetes; Glomerellales; Glomerellaceae
Gene: fmpF
Product: Aromatic hydroxylase fmpF
Exons: 2
Coding region: 1-684 (227 amino acids)
Molecular function (GO): FAD binding
Source: RefSeq, a predicted model, not a curated record
AUGGAAACCCAACCAGAUCGCCAGUCGGGCUCGACGCUCUACGAUAUCGUCAUCGUUGGGGCUGGGCCCGUAGGACUCAUGCUGUCGACUUGCUUGGCCAGAUGGGGUUACAAGAUCAAGCACAUUGACAAUCGAGCUGAGCCGACACCGACCGGAAGAGCGGACGGCAUUCAGCCUCGUUCCUUGGAUUUGCUCCGGAACAUGGGUCUCAAAUCAGCCAUCAUGGCCCACAAGCCAGCCAGAGUAUACGAGGUUGCGUUCUGGGAUCCCCCAAAGAAUGGCACUGGAAUCGCAAGAACGGGCACCUGGGCCAGUUGUCCGAGCUUUAUCGACGCCAGGUAUCCCUUCACAACUCUGUUGCACCAGGGCCACAUCGAGCGAGUCUUCAUCUCUGACCUCAACAAGAACGGCACUCAAAUCCAGCGACCAUGGACAAUUACGGGGUUCACCUCCAAUGAGGCAGAGAACCCAGAGUAUCCUGUCGAAGUCCAGUUGGAGCACGUCGAUGGUACUGCUCAUGAAACUGUGCGCGCCAAGUAUCUGUUUGGAGGUGAAGGCGCGCGUUCAUUCAUCAGAAACCAGUUGCAGAUUGGCAUAAAGCACAAGGACCCCAUCUCCCACGUAUGGGGUGUCAUGGACGGCGUGGUCAAGACCGAUUUCCCUGAUAUCAAGGCACGCUUCUAG